GGUGAGGUCACGCUCGGGCAUACUGAACUAAAAGGGAGGGAAGCCUCUUAAGACCGGACCUUGGCAAAGCAGAGCCGAGGCAGAGCAGAUGAGGCUGGUGAGGUGUUGCGCUUUGUGGCGGCCGGAAGACCAAACCUGGUGGGCCUAAUUAUGAGGAUGAACUGAACUCGAGACUCGUCGUUCCAGUCUCACUCACAGCAACUACUAAGAUCCGGAACCGCGAUAGGGGAGACAUUGGACCCGAUGCCGUCCCCUUUCGUGCUGGCUGCAACUGGAGGCUUCUGUCUGAGUGAGAAAGUCGCAUCGAGCAUCCUCGUUCGGCAUUGAAUCUUAUCAAUGCCGGACAGCUUAGCACUCCAAAACAUCACCAGGUUGAGGGAUGGCCGGGUUGUAGUUCCAUCUCCAUCUCCCGAGCUGGAGGUAGCUUGUCAGAAUUGCGUGAACGUGCAACCACAGAUAGCUCAGUGUCCGAGAUGAAGUGGUAGUGGGAGUAAGAAUAGAGCUCACUGACAACAAAGCUUCAGCUGGUAGCGAAGGCAGCAUAGGGUGGAGCUCGAACCUCCAAUCCAAUUUCUGAAAGCAAUCGACAGGUGGCGUGCCAUGCCCCAAGAUGUUGGGGUAGCUCGCCUGCGCAGCCAAUGCCUGCCCUGUCUGCCAUAGCUUCAACCCCUAGACCUCGACGUUCUGUCCGGCUGAGUCUGAAUUCGACUCCUCCAAACGCUUUGUCCAAACGCGAGAGGCCGCAAGCAAAGCGGGCGGAGCUUGCAUUCCCACCCCAUCGCUGCCACGAGUCCCGGGGCUCGUACAAAUCGGAGUCCCGAGCGUGGCGACGCCAGUCUAGCGCAAGUCGGGCUCGCCGCUGCCAAGCGUCCUCUCGUCUGGGCCGACAGUGGUCUCGCGCGGACGUGGAAAGCCUACCAGGGCCUGCAGUCGAUAGGUCGCCGUGUGGCUCCACCUCCACGAUCCAUUGGGUGCGAACUCGACAUGCGAUGGCCAGCUCCGUGAUCAGCCUCUCCUUUGCCUGCGAUGCGACGCAGAGUCGCUGCCUGCGGGAGGAAUGAGUGAAUGAUUGAACGAACGAACGAAUGAAUGAAUGUCGACGUGAGGGGAUCGCAGCACUCUCACGGUUUCGCGAGUCGCAUAUCCUCGAUCCUUGAUCCUUGCGUCCGUGCAGCGAGACGAAGGCAUGACGUUGACCUUGAAUCAGGCGUGGGGAACAAAAGCGACACUCACUGUGCCCCGGAGUUUUUUAUUGUCGUGUAAUUUUCUAUCGACCGUCCAAUUCUCCACGUGAAAAAGUAAACCGAGGCGGCGAUUAGGCUGGCUUGGUCCCCCGCAUCGACGAGGCCACACGGACUGAAGAAGCCGCCAACUGCUACCUCACAGAUGCUGAAGACUAAUGGAAAUUAUGCAUCUGCGCAAUGCAGUCAGUAAUGGGGAUCGUCAAACCUCUGCACGGGUUGCAGCCUGCCCGCCACCAGCCUGCCUGCCCGAGUCGUCUCGGAAGACAGCGCUGGAGAGGAUGAAAGGCUGAGGCAGUGGGUCAGAGCUCAGAGCUCCGAGGUUCAGAGGUUUGAGUAGCGUGCACUCAAAUGUUGCAAGAGAGGACAAGAGAGGAUUGAAACUGGUCAGAGCUGGGAGCGGCAAGAGAGUGGCAAGAAGAGAGUGAGAGAGCUGACUGCCAACUUUCAGUCAGUCUGUUGGGUUCGAUUGUUUAUUUGAGCUUGCUGGUGAGCUGUUGGAUGGGCUGCGUCGAGAUGAUCUCGCACCAGCUCAAGAUAUUCGACACAUCUUCCGACCCGUAUUUCGAAAAGAGUCGGUCAUGUCGUGAGAUCGCAUCAUCCUGCGAGAGGUGCUGCUGCACGGCGGUGCGCAGUUCCACUGGCCCUUCUUUCUCUCCGUCUCGGCUUUCUCGCUCGCUGCCCUGCACAAACGCGCUUCUACGAAAUGGUAUUCGACUUCCGGCUCAUCGAAAUUUCGGCGAGUGCCAGCCCCUUUCGUCCUGUUCCUCGGUGCGCAGCUCGUCGAAUCAUGGACAGGGCGGAAGAAAAUCUCUCACCGGCGGAAAGAACCGGGACCACAUUGUCAUGUAUGCCGGAUUCGGAGAGUUUUUGAAGCAGGCUUCGUUCGUGCAUUGGUUCCGCGAGGCCUGGCCUUACAUUCAAGGUCACCGGUCUAGUGUCUUCGUCAUUGUUCUUCCGGGCGAUGUCAUCGCAGAUGGCGCUAAGCUCGACGGCGUCCUUCAGGACGUAUUGCUGCUGCAUGGUCUAGGGGUCAAAAUAGUGGUCAUUCCUGGAACUCAACCUCAAAUCGACGAGCUUCUGAUCGAGCGAGGGCAUGAACCAGAGUAUGAAGGAGCGUACCGAAUCACGGGUAAGGAAGCGUUGGCAGCCGCCAUGGAGGCAGCAGGCAGGAUUCGAGUUACUUUGGAGGCCAAACUCUCCAGAGGCACUUCCUCUCCCGAUCUUCGGAGGUCUGCAGAAAACGAUCGUUGGAGUGAGGUUGCCGUAGCCAGUGGGAACUAUUUGGCCGCAAAGAGGAGGGGAGUGGUGAAUGGAGUGGAUUUCGGCGCAACAGGGGAGGUCAAACGAAUCGACACUAAGCGGAUAAGAGAGGAUCUAGACGAACACUCCAUCGUUCUGCUUAGUAACCUGGGCUACUCAUCCACCGGGGAGGUCUUGAACUGCAAUACAUACGAGGUGGCAACUGCUUGUGCCAUAGCUCUACAAGCGGAUAAAUUGUUAUGCUUACUUGAUGGACCUGUACUUGACGAGAAUGGUCGGCCCUUCCGUUUCAUGACACUUCGAGAGGCCGAUAAACUCAUUCGUGAGCGUGCAAGCCAGAGUAUUGCUGCUGCUGACUAUGUCAAAGCUGUUGCCGGCCCGGCGUAUGUUAGAAGCCUUGGCCUAUCUGUCAGCCAUGGCAAUGGAAGCACCUCGAAUGGAGCUGUGAAUGGAGCCAGAAACGGAUCCUAUGGUUCGAAUGGACGGGUUAUGAAUAUAGCAAGCAACGGUUCUUGUGGGUCAAAAGGGCAGUCGAGGAACACAAAUGGGCAUGCUAGACAUGAAAUCGAUGGAUAUGCGAAAAGUACCAGCACCAUGGCACCUGCAACAGUUCCGCAGGAAAAAUCUGGCAAAGGAUUUGCAAUCGGAGGGCUGGAAAGGUUCAGUAGAACAAAUGGCUACUUAUCGGAAUUGACGGCUGCUGUAUAUGUCUGCCGGAAUGGUGUCGGAAGGGUACAUCUGCUCGACAGCAACAUUCAAGGAGCACUCCUUUUAGAGCUCUACAGUCGUGAUGGCAUCGGUAACAUGGUAUCAAGUGAUUCCUAUGAGGGUGCGCGUGAAGCAACGUCAGCUGACCUACAGAGUGUCCUGGAGCUGCUGAAACCUUUUGUAGAAGACGGCAUAUUGGUUGAUCGCCCAUGGAAUGUGCUGAAACAGGAGAUAGAGAACUACAUAGUGGUGGAGAGAGACGGCUCAAUCAUAGCAUGCUGUGCACUUUUCCCCUAUGAGAACGAAAAAUGCGGUGAACUGGCAGCUUUUGCGGUUUCACCUGAGUGCCGAGGUUCAGGGCUCGGGAGCUCUUUGUUGGAAUACGUCGAGAAACGAGCAGCUGAACUGAGGCUAGAAAGAAUUUUCGUUCUGACAACCCGCACUUCGGACUGGUUUGUCCAGCGAGGCUUCACCGAGUGUACAGUCGAUAUCCUACCCGAAACUCGCCGACAAAGAAUAGAUUUUGCCAGGAGAUCAAAGUACUAUCAAAAGUACAUCAAGCAAGGGGCCACAAAUGGUGUUCUCACUUACAGAUAGUUGAGCGUCAUUGAAACCGGAUGUGUCCUCUACACGAGUAUGCAGCAUGUAACAUAUAGGGAGAUAGUAAAACGGAAAAGAUUGGCGCUUUUCAGUUUUGUAAAGUGAACAUACGCCUGAAAUAAAAGACGAUGGACUUUAUCGGUCGUGGAAGCAAGGGUGAGGUCCACUUCUUAUUUCGUCAUAGUUAAUACAAGAGGAUUCCGUAAAUCACCUUCAUUAAUAUGCAGGUACUCAAACCCAAAACCUGUGGCUUUGGGUUUGACUAUCUGCAUAGAAGUUAGCUUGCUCGCAGGAUAAGCUCGUUCAGAGAUGACAGUGUACACUGAAUUCAAAGCAUGUAGGAGAGACGCUGGGUUAGAUGCAAGAUCAAAGCUUAUGUUCGGAGUAGGUGACGGUUUACCUGUAUAUUAAGCACUGAUAGGUGAGUGUUCUUGUUGAACUCAAUGUGUACACCGGCUGUUAGUAAUAACAAAAUCCUU
Marchantia polymorpha subsp. ruderalis is the source of this 4291-nucleotide messenger RNA. The record is from the annotation of a GenBank genome assembly. Lineage: Eukaryota; Viridiplantae; Streptophyta; Marchantiopsida; Marchantiales; Marchantiaceae.